Molecule: messenger RNA, 1554 nt
Organism: Penicillium brevicompactum
Lineage: Eukaryota; Fungi; Ascomycota; Eurotiomycetes; Eurotiales; Aspergillaceae
Exons: 1
Coding region: 1-1554 (517 amino acids)
Source: RefSeq, a predicted model, not a curated record
AUGGCAGCAGAUUUACCUGAUAUCGACGAGACUGCCAUGUCCGACGUGUCCGACUGGUCCCAUUGGCCCGACACAUUCCUCUCGAACCUGGAGCAGGGGAACAAAACGUGCAUGGCUGCUAUCAAGCAAGAAUCCAGGGAUCAAUGCGACAAUCCUGCUGCGUGGGAUGCCAACCAGCCCCUCCCACCUACGGUCCUUGCAGCCACCAGAGUUACCCGGCCUACCAAGAUAUAUUCAAUGAGGCAGUGGACACUGCGCGAUGCCCCCGAAAGAGCCGGACUUCUCACGCCUGAAAGAUGGGUCGACGGCAAGAUCACAUGGAACGCUUCACGGACAAGACUCACGGACGCCGGUUGUGUAUUCGCACUGUUGAUGCUUUCGCCAAAAGAACGGGCAAGCCAACUGCCCUUUGACUUUGAUAGGCGCGGAGACAUUCGCCGCACGCGUGUUCCCAAACCCCCGACGGUUGUUGCAGUCCAGAACAACGUUCGUUUCUUUAUCGCCUGGAAAGACACUUAUAUCUUUACUGGUGGAAGGAAUGAUAUGGGGUGGCUCCUACAACGAAAGUAUCCUAAAGAACAGUCACCGUUUAAUAAUGGAUGGCUACGCGCAGGACUUGUACUGGCACCGGUUGACGUACAGUCCUCGUCUGGCGCUGGCGGACUUGACUGUACCCUCUCCAAUUAUGAACCAUCAAAGCCGCAUAAUAUUCCUUUGACCCCAAGUGAAACGCAUCCCCCUUCAACAUGGGAGUACGGGCAUCAGGUCCAUGGCGUCCCUCUACGUGGUACCGAGCCCGCAACAGCCACCACGGUGCUUCACGUCGAGAGGCCUUGGGGGUAUAUCCCCAUGAAAAAAAUCCCAGGUUUCCACCCCAGGCUCAAGAUAAAUGUUAUGGAAUCCCGGCUUUCCACAUGGCAUGAACUUGAACGCUGUAGCGGCUAUCGCGUUAUCGAAUGGGAUGAAAUCUACAAUGAAUCUGACAUUGAUGAAUUCGACGCCGCUGAACCUGAUAACAUCGAAUCUGAUGACGCUGUGUUGUCUCCGCAAAACAAGUCGAAAGACGAGGGCAAGAAGCGCAAAUUCUCCGACGCUGAAUCCAAUGACGCCGUGUUGCUUCCACUCAAGAAUCGUACAUCGAUCGACAUCCGCAAUAAUGAUCAACAGGAUGUGCGUCUGACCCCGUUCCAUUCACUUGUUGUCGAUACAAUGACCGAAAGUGGCGUUCAAUCAUCUGAAUUGAUCCAGGCAUUACGUUCCCUGUGCACCACGAAAGCUGCAAUUCAAUCAUCCGAGGUGGCCCAUAGCUUCAUGCGCCAAUCGCUUAGUGAUGAUGAACGCCAAUCGGUGUACGGGAUGCUCGCGCCGGAGCCUUGGAUGACAGACCUUGUGAACGCUGUGGGCGACAAUGAUCGUCACCGAAACGCGGUUAUAAACGCCAUUUCCUUCCAUCGCAAUCUCAGGUCUCUUGAAAAGGAUAUAAAGUACCCGGAAGAUAACGCUUCGUUGGAAGCUACCCUGUUUCAAGCGCUGCUUCAGGAUCUCAGACGCUAG